Messenger RNA from Dalotia coriaria, 941 nucleotides. RefSeq names its product NSA2 ribosome biogenesis factor-like IP259 (gene Ip259). The record is from RefSeq and is a predicted model, not a curated record. Gene Ontology annotation, cellular component: preribosome, large subunit precursor; nucleolus. The transcript is spliced from 2 exons. Gene Ontology annotation, biological process: maturation of 5.8S rRNA; maturation of LSU-rRNA. Lineage: Eukaryota; Metazoa; Arthropoda; Insecta; Coleoptera; Staphylinidae. Bases 108 to 887 code for a protein of 259 amino acids.
UCGGGUUAACUCGGUGGCGGAUCUUCCGUUCAUGCGGCCAUUUGUAAUAUUGUUCUUUUCUCGGCGUGUCAUGGUGGAGUAGAAGUACAUUUUAACUACACAUCACCAUGCCACAGAACGAAUAUAUUGAGCGUAGCACCAAGCUGCAUGGUCGGCGCUUGGAUUAUGAAGAACGUAAACGUAAAAAGGAGGCUCGCGCCCCGCACAAACGCGCUCAAGUUGCACGUUCUUUGAGAGGUAUCAAAGCUAAGAUCUUCAAUAAAGAACGUCGCAAUGAGAAGAUUCAAAUGAAACGCAAGAUUAAGGCGCAUGAAGAAAAGAAGGUCAAGAAAACUACUGAGAAGGUUGCUGAAGGUGCUCUGCCAGUCUAUCUCCUCGACCGCGAUGUUCAAUCACGGGCAAAGGUUUUGUCUAACAUGAUAAAGCAGAAACGCAAGGAAAAAGCUGGUAAAUGGGAUGUUCCAAUUCCAAAGGUGCGCGCACAGGCCGACGGAGAAGUCUUCAAAGUAAUACAAUCAGGCAAAACGAAGCGGAAAGCUUGGAAACGUAUGGUCACAAAGGUGACCUUUGUUGGUGAAGGUUUCACGCGUAAACCACCAAAGUUCGAGAGGUUCAUCAGACCCAUGGCGUUACGUUUCAAGAAGGCGCAUGUUACACAUCCAGAAUUGAAGGCAACUUUUUGCCUGCCCAUCAUUGGCGUUAAGAAAAAUCCCAGCUCACCUAUGUUCACCAGUUUGGGUGUCAUCACCAAGGGCACUGUGAUCGAAGUUAACAUUUCCGAAUUAGGUUUAGUAACACAGGCUGGUAAAGUUGUUUGGGGCAAAUACGCUCAGGUGACGAACAAUCCUGAAAACGAUGGGUGUAUUAAUGCUGUACUUCUAGUGUAACUGAAUGAACUCAAAAUAAUUAUUGUCUGAUUUAAUAAAACAAAUGCCUUCUUA